Stomoxys calcitrans (stable fly) is the source of this 5217-nucleotide messenger RNA. RefSeq names its product enhancer of mRNA-decapping protein 4 homolog (gene Ge-1). Bases 333 to 4484 code for a protein of 1383 amino acids. The transcript has 14 exons. NCBI's taxonomy places the organism in Eukaryota, Metazoa, Arthropoda, Insecta, Diptera, Muscidae. Gene Ontology annotation, molecular function: protein binding. The record is from RefSeq and is a predicted model, not a curated record. Gene Ontology annotation, cellular component: P-body. Gene Ontology annotation, biological process: deadenylation-independent decapping of nuclear-transcribed mRNA.
CUGACGCUUGAUGCGGCAUAAUUAUAAUUGCAAAAACAAAAAAGCGAGAAUUGCGAGAAAAGUUUCAAUGAUUUGCUUUGUCUGAAAGUGUAACUCGAAUUUUGUUUCGUAUAGUUUUUCUAAAAACAGUUCGCGAAUUGGUUAUUUUCACUAAAAAGUGUAUUGCCAAACGCUAAUAUUUGCAUUUUUGAGUGCCAAAAAAAAUUAAAUACUGGUACUGUUUACCUGCCAAAUACCUGGGCCUGCCAAAUUCGAUUGUAAUUGCAGAUUUUUUUUUUGAAAUCCUGCAACUGAAUUUGGACUCCUAUUAUUAAGCGUGGCGUAUGUUGUAAAUGUUGACUGUGUUACUGGCUUUGGCGGUAGUACUGAGGAAACGAUUGCCACACUUUGGAAGGCGUGGCAAUAACAAGCUAGUAACUUACGAAAAUACCAACAAGGUUAAAACCCACUCAAAGGAUUCAGUAUUGAUAGAUUUAGGUUCAUAUCAAUCCGUAAUUUACUGUAUGAUGAGUACCGGACAGAAGAGCCCAAUAACAGACAACAUGGACACCAGCGGUGCAGCCGUAAUUACAUUUAGACUUGGUGAUAAGCACUGUUGUCAAGAUAUUAGCAACAAAAAUGUUAAAGUCAUUGCAAACCCCGGUAUCCACGACCACGGCUCUUCCAAAGUCAAGUUGAAAAAUAUUGUUGACUACAAAUGGGAAGUAAAAAAUUAUCCCGGUCAUUUGAUAGCAGUUCACAUUGAUGAAAAAUACAUCGCAUAUGUUAUUAAUGUCAACAAUAAAGUAUCAGGUAUGGAGGGCAUGGUUCGUGUUGUGAAUACAGCCAAAGGCUUAAGAGCUCUAAUAAAAGGAAUGUCGGGAGAAGUGCUUGACCUGCAAUUUGCUCACAUCGAGAAGGAACAUAUACUAGCUUCCAUUGAUGCAAGUUCGCUGUACGUGCAUAAGAUUGAUUUGCUUGAGGGUUCUUUAUUGUGCAAUUUAGUUAUAAAAAUAGAAGAUCCUUUGGCUAACUAUACACCAAAGUAUGAUAAAAUAUCGUGGUGUCCUUUCAUUGAAGUAACUUUGGACGAUGACGAAGAUAGCCAGCUAAUAGUUUGGGCACGUGGUUCAGUAUUCCAGUGCUUUAAUAUAAAUAUUAUUGUUGCCGAACAUGGUAUCGGAAAAUUCCACUCUAAAGAUUUGAAAUCUGGCUAUUUGAAACAUGCAGAUGAGACAAUAACAAUAACGUGGGUUGCCCUGUCCCCAGAUGGUUCUACUUUGGGUGUAGGUAGCACCGAUGGCAUUAUUCGUUUCUAUCAGGUGUACAUACACGAUAAAGAUCCCCGUUGUUUACACACUUGGAAGCCUCACAACGGAAAACCUGUUUCGUCCUUUUUCUUUUUAGACAACUUAACAAAAAACAAUGCAGCACCGUACUGGAAAUUUGCUAUUACCGGCGCCGAAAACAAUACUGAAUUUAAGGUAUGGGAUUGUGGCACAUGGAAUUGUCUCCAAACAAUUAAUAUUGCCAGCGCAUCGGGUAAAAAUCUACAUUUUGUUGCGGAACUUGAUCGUACUUCAUCGUAUUUGGUGAUAUCUAGUUUGGAGACGCGUACAUGUUAUGUAAUGCAAAUUAUAAAUACUAAUAAUUGCAUACCAGCUUUGAAUGGGACCGCCGCAAACAAAGACGAUUCGUUAAAAAAAGAUGCAAAUAGUAGCUGUGCAACAUCUCAUUCAUCCGGUUCAAGUGCUAGAGCAGAUGCUGGAACUUCUGCUAAUUCAAAUGUACAAGUUUAUGUGAAAAGCAUUUCAGAAUUUCCACUCAGUUCGGGAAUUCUGUCAUUUUCCAUAGUUGACGCAGAUGUACGCCGAUAUAAAUGUGCUAAUGAUAAUUAUAUGUGCGAGGAGUUGGACGAUUAUGAUGAGGAGACUUCCUCCAUUUAUUGUGUUGUAGUUCACAUGUAUAUCGUGCAAUCGAAAAGCAUGCAAGAGUGCCAUAUAUUGUAUCAACCUAUGCUUCAAGAUAAUGCAGAUCUAAGGAGCACCAUGGGUAGUGAUACUACCUCGGAUCCUAUAAGAGAUCAGCCAACUAAUUUAAUCGAAUCUAGAAACGAAAAUGUCAAAGUGGAAAAUGUAAAGGACCAUAACGAAAGUGAAGAUACUACAAAAGCUGUUGAAAAAGAGCACGUCCAAAUUGUUACUCAGAUCAAAGAAGAGUCAUCCUCAAACGAAAAAAAUGCAUUGGAACUCUUGUUGGGAAUUACAAAUGCUUCAAAUACUGUUAGUCAUAGCAACUUGGUUUCAAAUUCGGGUGGAUCCAACGUUGUUGCUGUAGCAGCUGCAGCCGCAGCAGCGCCAAGUGUAAUGGCUACAGAGAGUAACACAGAUUCUCGUAACGCAUCUCCAAAAGUAUCGGCAAAUGUGGGUGGAAAAUCAUAUCCUCAGGUGAAUUUAAUGACACCAGACGCUUUUACCUCUUCAUCGUCUACAAAUGACCGCAAAACCCCAGAGAACGUCAGCAGUGAAGUCCUCAACACCAUACUAAUGUUAGCUGCCGUAACUGGGCAAAAUGCUGCUGCUCCGCCUAAAGCUGACAAUAUAAAUAUAUUAAAUUUAGUGAACAGUUCUUUAAUAGAGGGACAAGAGCAACAAAAAUUACAAAUGAAAAGAGAUCUUGAAUAUCAAGAAAAGUUUAGAGCCAUAGAUAGAAACCCUGGCCGUAGUAUUGGCGAGAAUUUGACAAGUGGUGGCUCGAGUCCUAGCCGUGAGGUACAAGAAAUUAUGUCAUUGCAGGACUACGACAAAAGCUCAUUCAGUGGGGAUGAACUUUUGGAAGGGAAUAAUGACAAUGUCAAUGAAAUAGCUGCAGUCGAAACAGAAAAAAAUAAUGUGGACACUAGGGAUAAGGACAUUCCUUCCACCAACACAAAAAUUAAUGCCGCUGCUGCAACGAAUUGGCCGAAAUUGCCAGAUAUGCCCAAGGUAAACACUAGUAAACAUUCAGCUGAAUUGCAAAAUGCUGCAAAUUUAAUAUCACAGGCUGUAAACGCUUCAUCCAUGUCCAACCUAAGUAGCAGCCAUAUAGCGCCCACUCUCGGUAGUAAUUCCUGCAUAAACAUUAUUCAAAGUGAAAUUGAAAACCCAGGCACCACGGAUAUAACGGAAAUCAAUAUGAAAAUGAACGAACUGAUUGAUCUGAUAAAAAUGCAAUCGGUGCAAAUAAAUAAUCUUCAAUUGGAAGUAGCCGAAAUGAAGAAAACCAAUCCUGUGAUUGCGCAAAAGAAUAUGACUGAGUUUGGAUUUAAAUUGGAAAUGCAAUUGUCCAAGUUAAUGGAGACCUACUUAAAGCGUUAUGAAACGGAGCAUAAUAGGAAUCUAUCAUCGUUUUUGAUGGGAAAAGAUGUACAAAAUCGGGAAUUACGUGACAGCAUAAUGCAAAUUAUGAACCAGUACGUAUUGACACAGUUCGGGGAAAUGGUUUCGAAAGUUAUGACCAUCGAAAUACAGAGACAGCUGGCUCCAAUGCUGGCCGCAAAAAUCGACAACUUGCAACAACAAAUUCAGUUAGACAUAGCGCAAAAAUUGAAAUCUUUCGAUUUUAUGAUCAAAGAAAACAUUUCGCAAGCCUGCAAGAGCAAAAGUAUUAUCGAUGCGUUUGGUAAAUCAGUAUUAGUUGGAGUUCAAAACAGUCUACAAAGCGCGUUUAUUGAAUCCAUGUCAAGUACUCUUAUACCGGCCUAUGAAAAAUCUUCACAAAAUAUGUUCAAACAAUUACACGAGGCAUUCUCGGUGGGAAUAAAAGAAUUUAUGGAACAGUUUGAUACAUAUUUACAACAACUGCAACCUAUGCAAGAUUCUACAGAAGAAAUACUAAAUAAGUUUUCAAGUUUCCGUCAGCACUUGGAUACGAUUCUAAUCAAGCAUCGAAAUGGAGUGCAGGAAGCUAUGUUGGAUACUCGUAAAGAUAUGAAGAGUUUGGAACUUUUGUUGUCACGACAAGUUCAGGAAACCAUACGAUCCGAGAUUCGAAAAUCAUUUGAGUGUCAAGCUGCUGUUAUUCGUUCGCAAGCCAACACACCCGCGCCUAUGUAUGAUAUGAAGGACACAAUUAAGCAUCUUUUACUUCAGGGUCAAAUAAAUAAAGCUUUCAACCAAGCAUUACUCGGAAACGACUUGAGUUUGGUGGAGUAUACAUUGAAGAAUGCUGACCACAAUGCGGUGUUUACGCCCAAUUGUUGUUUAGAGCAAAAAGUAUUAUUAUCUCUUAUACAACAAAUUUCGGCAGACAUGAGCAACCACAAUGAAGUUAAGCAAAACUACUUGGCUGAAGCAUUAUUGGCUAUAAAUCCACAUGACCCCAUUACCAGGGAGCAUGCCCCAAAAGUUCUACAAGAAUUAUUCCGUAAUUGCCAAAUGUUCCUUAUCAACCAUCCAAAGAGUUCGCAGUGCAGUAAUGUUCGAAUGCUGAUGAAGGCUGUUCAAGCGUACAAGGAUCAAUUCUAACGAUUACAUCUACAUUGACACAAUGUCUAAAACAAUCACAUUAGUGAGGAAAAAUCUCCAUUAAAAUGAUGACUUCAGACUUAGGAAGAAUGAAAUUCUUUAAAAAUUGAUUAAUUCAAUAUGUCUACAAUAUUUAUCAUCUAAGAUACAUUGUGACGUAUUUAAGUUAACUUGAUCAACUCGUAAUAAGAAUUGCAUUAUAAAAACCUUUAGUUUCCCUAUCCAACCCAAAUAAUUUCAAUCUCACCCCCUCGUUGUUUAAAGUAUUCUUAUUCCAUGGACGACGUAUCACUUUCACACAUACAAGCAUAAGUUAUUAUAGUUAAGAAAAGAUGAAAAUUGUGCAAGACUUUAAAAGCAAUUUUUACGGACAUUCUCAUAAAUUAAAUUUUGUGUCUGGUGUAAUAAUAAUAUUAACAAUUAGUGUUUUGUGGCGUUAUUAGAUUAAGUAAAACAAAAAACACCACUCAUGAAUUGACGCUUGCAAGCUUUUUAUAAUAUGACUGACUACCAUUUUUAUAUUAAAAGAUACCUAUUGAGAAUCAAACAUGUUUUCUUUAUUAACUUUAAUUAUAUAUAUCUCAUUUUUAUUUUAAAUUUCUUAUAGGUAUUUACCAAUUAAAUAUUGUUACAAACAAGCCCCACAACUCUGAUCUAAAAAAUUCACCAACCCAAAAAUCAUUAAAGUACCGGUUAUUGAAUAAAACGAAGCAAGCAUUGCUCUGGAAAACAA